Messenger RNA from Besnoitia besnoiti, 4896 nucleotides. RefSeq lists its product as uncharacterized. The coding region runs from base 1 to 4896 and encodes 1631 amino acids. The transcript is spliced from 8 exons. The record is from RefSeq and is a predicted model, not a curated record. Gene Ontology annotation, biological process: Golgi organization. NCBI's taxonomy places the organism in Eukaryota, Apicomplexa, Conoidasida, Eucoccidiorida, Sarcocystidae. Gene Ontology annotation, cellular component: Golgi apparatus.
AUGGGGUCGAGCUCGUCGCGAGUCGCCGGCGCGGAUGAGGCGCGUCAGCCACUCGGCGGCGCGGGAGAGGCUACGAGGCAAGUGGAGGCUUUGGUGUCCGCAGUGCAGCGGCUCGCGGCUUCUUCCCCAGGGGGACUGAGCGAGGGCCGCAGCGCCUGCCUCGCCUCAGAGGCCAUUUUUGCGUCGGCAGACGCGCUCGGUGUGGCGUCUCGGUGUCCUUCGCCUUCGUCGCGCGCGAGUGUCGAGGGCGCGCUGCCGCAGUGGGAGGAUCUGUUGCUGUCUCUCGGCGAAGGCGCAGUCCGCACGGCGGCGCUCUCGACGCCCUUUCUCUGGAAUGAGCUGCUUCUGCCGCUACUGCAAGGCAACGCGCACAACGGCCAGUUGAAGGCGCUGUUCCUUUUCUUCGCGCGCACGCUCUUCCGCUACGGCGAGGCAGUCGAGUCUGUGCAUCGGAGGUGCCAGUCCGCGGCGUCUCCAGCCGCUGACUCAGAGAGCGAACAGCCCCCUGCGGACUCUGCGCCCUUCCCCUGCUCGGAUCUCUCCCUCGCAGAGCUCGCUCUUCUCUUGCGAAUCCUCACCAAGGCCCUCUGCAGUCGGCUCUCUCUCCCGCAGAUUCUCUAUCACCUCGAGUACGCCGAGGCCGCCUCCGCGGACGUCACCGCGACCUCCCUCCGCGUGCAGGAGGAGCUCCUGUCCCUCGCCACAGCCUUCUCGGCGGCCUACGUCUCCAAGCGCCAGCGAUCUUCUGCCUCGUACGCGCACGCUCCGGGCGAAGACGCCCGCGACUCUGUGGCGCUCCCCAACGGCCUUUCCCUCCCAUCCGCCGACGCAGAGUCGCUCGACUCUGCGUCACCGAUCCCAGACGCAAAGGGCGGCGCCGCGGAGGGGCACGGCGAGACGCCGCGGCGUCUCUCGCUGCAGACUUCGUCGCUUUCUUCCAAGCGCCAGACGCGCGAGAGCCUCGACUUGAGCGACGACGACUCGACGUCCGACGCGGCGCCGUCUCCGCCGACCGCGCUCCACGGCAGCGUGCUCUCUGGGUCUGCCCGUGCUUCUUCCUCUGCGUCGUCGCUGUCGUCCCACUCGCCUUCGGUCGGCGCGAUCGACUCGACAGCCACGCCUGCUACUACUGCGACAGUGGACAGCUGCUCAAGCAGCGAGGCGAGCAAGAAGGCCGCACGUGGCUUCCGCCCCGAAGACGCUUCGGGGCAAGCGGCGUCUCCCGUCGCGGGGGGCGCCGCGGGCGCGUCUCCGACCUUCUGCGCCUUCCUCCUCAGCUACCGCGGCGAAAGCAAAGUCCUCUCCGCGUCGCCGCUGCGCUCUCCAGAGCAGCUGCACGCGGACGUCCUCACGUGGCUCGCGGAGGCCUUUCCGGAGGACGCGGUCGCGGCGCGGGCGCGGGGUUUCCUCUUCCGCACAACCGCGCGAGGCGCCGCGACCUCCCCCCGCAGAGCUGCGCAGGAAGGAGAGGCCUGCGCCAGCGCAGAAGGCAGCCGCGAGGUGUUCCUCUCGGUCAACGACUUGGCUUCGGUGCGCACGCUGGGCGCCGUCCUGACGCCCGUGCGUCUGAACAGACAGAAGGAACGAGCUGAAGGCGGAGGGAACGCGAACAAAGCCUGCGGCGGCCGAUGCGAGUGCCGCAGCCCGCCGCCGACCGAGGAACCAAGAGCCAAGACCGGAGACGUGCCCGACGAAGCGGGGCGAGGAGGUGCCUCGGAGGGAGACAGCGCUGCCUACGCCAUGGAGCCCGAGAGCGAGGCGAGAGCCGCCAGAGGGGUUCCGGACGGAGCUGACAUGUGCACGGUGCGUGAGCGCAGCUGUGCAUCCGCCUCGACUGAAGGCGUCGCGCUCACGUCGAAGGCCAGCGCGAAGGUGCUGGUUGCCGAGCUAACUCUGAUUCCGCUGUGGAUUCCUCUUUCUCCCGAAUCUUCUGCGUCUCGCGCUGCGUCGCCUGCCGCGUCGCCUUCGCCGUCGGCUGUGGGCUCGUUGCUGGACGCCAUCGUGAAGUUCCUCACCGUCGCGCAGCCUCCGUCGCCGUGCUGCUCGCCGCACCUGAUGAGGGCUCACCAGCACCUGUUGGAGCUUCUUCUCGCGCUCUUCGCCGUCGUCUGCCCGCUCCAGCUGACGGCGUCGUGUCUGCCUCGGCGUCCUCUCCCGUCGCCGCACCGGAAGCGACCUCUGCGGCCGCCCGUGGCCGCUGACGAGGCACACGCCGCCUCCGAGUGUGACGGAGAAGCAAACGCAUGCGCUGGCGCGCCCUCGCAGCUGCCGCAGGGAGGAAACGCCCCGCGGGGACUUCCACGGGCACACGCGCUGGGGAGAGAGGGCGGCAUGCGAUCGAGGGAGGAAGGAGAAGAGGCCGGCCAGAGAAACGAGGGAGCCUUCUCAACCAACAGGCCACUGUUCGACGGUCUCCUGAUUCCUCCUCUGAGGUCGCCACACGCGAAACUCGCACCGGCGCUCUACGUGUGGCAGCAAGAGGCCCAGAGACAGAGGUACCGACGGUGUAUGUACACCGCAGCGGCUGAACGGGGGGGAAGCCUCGCGGCGGACCUCGAAGUUGCAGGCGGAAGACCUUUCCUCCCCGUUGCGGCGGCCUCGCUUCUGCCGGAUCUGUGCUUCAUGGAGAUUAUGCUGAGUCGAUGGGAGCAAGAUAAGAGGCGUGGCGAAACGCGCGCAAAAGAGUUCGCGGCGUACCUACUGAGCAUGAUGUGGCCUUCGUCUGCGCUGCUCGCGCCUGCGUCCGCCUCUGCGCCGCCGUCGUUUGUGAGCGUCCCUCCAGCGCUGGCACACUGCGCCCUCUCGGCUGUGCUUCUUCUCACCUUCUAUCCUCAUCCGCGGACGCGCAUGUCCCUGCUUCUCGCGCGGCUGCCUCCGCGCCGCCUUUUCGGUGCGAAGCACCAGCCCCUGGACGCCGGCGCGAGCGGAACAGACCUCUCUCUCGCGAACUCCUUGUGGUCUCCUUCCUUCGCGCCGUCUGCCGCCAAGCCUGCGCCGCCGCCGCUGCAUGCGUCCGAGGCGUGCGCGAGUCCGCUAGCGCCUUCGCCGUCGUCUUUCUCUCACGCUCGCGUGUAUUCCGCCGUUUUCGAGGAGGCGGGCUUCCUGCCGCGGCGCGCAUCGACUCCAGAGGCAAACGUCUUCGCUCUCGCCUUUUCCGCGCUCUACGACGCCUCGCACUUUUCCUCGGAUAAGAAAACCGGUCACGCGCAGCACGCGGGCGGACUGCGCAGUCCGGGGGACUCCACUGAGGCCCUUUCUCUCGCGCUUCCUCCCCUGGCGUCGCUCAACUUCGACGGCCUUCUUCUGCAACUCUGCUCGCCGUCGUCCCUGAGCCACCCCCUCAAAUCCCUUCUCCUCUAUCUUCUCCUCUGCCGAAAUAGAUGCUUCCGACUCUUCUGCCUCUCACGCAGCGACGGCGAGCGCUUAGUGAUUCCCCUGCUGCAGCUGUUGAAUGCGCUCUCGCGAUUCUCUCCUGAGCAAACGCCGCGGGAGAAAGAGGACGGCAGGAGGAGCUCGCCAAUGGGCGCCGCCCCCCCGCUCGCGAUCAUCUGCGCGAUAUCCCUCAUGACGCUCACCAAGGACAAAUCCUUCUGCCAAGAGCUGCAAAAGAAGGUCGUCGGGCAGCUUCCCUGGGAUGAGAAGAAGAAAGUGGUGGCGGAUGCGUCGCUUGGAAGCCUCGUCGUCCUCGUUUUGCUGCGCGUGAUCUCAUGGAACAUUCGGCGAUGCGGCGACGUCUUCUUUCUUCUUCUUUGCUCUUCCUGCCUGUUGAACGUCGCGUCGUCUGUCGAGCAACUCCACUGGUACGUGGCGGACCGCCUGGCAGAUUGCGCAGCGGGGCUCCUGCGUCAGUUUGCGCGUCGCCUUUCUUCUCUCUCGGCUGCGUUUCCGACGGGUGAGGACGCCCUCGGCAGAGUGGAGGGCGGCGGGGAGGCCGCGCUGUGUAGCGCGCGCGCCGAGAAGGAUGAAGCCGCUUCGCGCGAGGCUUUCGCACAGAAAACGCAAACGCGGCGCGAGACGCGCGCGCGCAACAGCAGCCGCUUCCUGAGCGAGUUCGACGGCCUCGAGCUGCUGUUGCUGGCGUGCCGCAGCGUCGUUCAGUUCCUUGCGGUGGCGCUGCGGCCGCCACUGCUGAGUCGGAAUCUCCCGCUGCUCUACGCAGUCCUCCGCCUCUUCCCGACGUCGACGGCGAAGGAGCUUCUCAAUCGCUUCGCAGACGCGUGGAGGUCUCUGGGGGCGAGUCGUCAUCUGCCCUCAGCCGACGCGGAGGGCGCCUGCGAGAGGCGCCUCGCCUGCGCGUCCUUCUCUUCCCACGCUUCCACGCUGUCGCUUGCCUCUCCUGGUGAGCGCGGCGAGGCGGCGGCACGAGCAAAGGCAGAAGGCGAGGUAGCCGCACAAAUGCCGCGGACGUCGAUGUCUGAGACGCACCGGCUGGUUGCGACGCGAGUCAGCUUGCUCCUUGGCAACGAGCUGCGCCUUCUCGUCGACCUUGUUCAGCUCUUCACCGCUUCCAUCGAGGACGCGUUCCGCGAGGGAACCGCUGUGGAGGAAGACGGCGAGACGAGUCGGCGCGUCGUGGAACAGGUCGCGGCGAAAAUCCCGCCGCCGAGUCGAGACCGGAGUUUCUACCCGCUGCAGCAGAUGCCGGUUUUCCUGUAUCGAUCUGAAAACGAAUCCGAAGAGGAGUCGCAGACUUCGCAGGGGGAGGAGGGUCGGAAGCGCCAGAUGGAGAGACUGAGAGAGAGUUUCCUGGCAUGCGGCGCACCUGAGCAGCUCAACUUCACCGAGAGCUGGGAGUCCUCGGCAUUCUUCUUCCCGCUCGUCUGGCGCUCCAUCGACGCGCUGUUCCCCGACCGCGUCUGCUGGGAUCGCGCAGCGGCGCCCGCGACAGUGUUUUGA